CAUACUUUACCUACUUUACACCUCCCCCUUCUAUCCGAGAUAGCGCGCCACCACGACAAUACCCUCUUCAUCGAAUCCGAUAUGACCAACCACCACCAAGGUUUUACUCCUGAAGAGGUCUUCAGCUUGACUAGUCACCAACGGCAAGACAUCAUUGCCGAGAAGCUCUCAUGGCUGAUACGCGACGAAUAUCUGGAGGACAUCACCCAGCACAGGCGGCGUAUGGAGAAUGAAACUCUGCCCAAUACUUCUCUCAUUAACACACAGCCCGACAUCCAAUGGUUCAUGAGGCCGUACCUCAUCGACUUCCUCGUUGAGGCCCAUGCUGCCUUCUCUCUCCUCCCCGAGACGCUCUUUCUCGCAGUCAAUCUCCUUGACCGGUACUGCUCGAAGCGACUGGUGUACAAGCAGCACUACCAGCUGGUCGGAUGCGCCGCCCUCCUCAUUUCCGCCAAGUACAGCGAUAAGAAGUCCCACGUUCGUAAAAUCCAUAAGCUCAUUACCAUGUGCUGCGGACUGUACAACGUCAGCAUGUUUAUCCAGAUGGAGCUACAUGUUCUCGAUACCCUUGAGUGGGUCAUUGGGCACCCGACUGCCGACUCCUUCUCGCAACUGUUGGUGGAGGAAGAGGGAGAGGACCAGAAGGUUGAACACAUGGCGGCCUAUCUACGCGAGAUCGCCCUCUACCACCGCGAUUUUGUUUCAACAAAGCCUUCCAUUAUGGCCGAACCUCCCUCGCCCUUGCACGAGCUAUCCUUGGCCGAGCCGAAGACCCUCUCGGGCCACCUUCACAACCCUUCGCCCACUCUGGCCCGCAAAUACUCGACCCGCAACUUUUCUCGGCAAGCUGCCAUCGCCUAUCGAGCUAUGAAUCCUACCAUGCCUCAUAUCGAGCACACCGACAAGUACGCAAGCGACCUCAACAGUCCGCCCCAAGAGGACCACAUGGAAGCCCGAGGCUAUGUUGGAUACCCCACUCCCCCUUAA
Ilyonectria robusta is the source of this 987-nucleotide messenger RNA. RefSeq names its product cyclin-like protein. Gene Ontology annotation, biological process: mitotic cell cycle phase transition; regulation of cyclin-dependent protein serine/threonine kinase activity. The record is from RefSeq and is a predicted model, not a curated record. Gene Ontology annotation, cellular component: cyclin-dependent protein kinase holoenzyme complex; centrosome; cytoplasm. The transcript has 4 exons. Bases 82 to 987 code for a protein of 301 amino acids. NCBI's taxonomy places the organism in Eukaryota, Fungi, Ascomycota, Sordariomycetes, Hypocreales, Nectriaceae. Gene Ontology annotation, molecular function: cyclin-dependent protein serine/threonine kinase regulator activity.